AUGAACCCUUGGCUUCCCGACUCCUCCUCGACUCCAAAUAACCAUGUUGGCUUUGGAGGCACGAUGGAUGGUGGCAUGUCUUUUAUGCAACCUCCUCAGACUAUAAAUCCUGCGCAAUUUCAGAACCCUGCCUUCCUCAAUGGUGCUGGACGGACUGCCUCGCCCGCGACUUUCCACAACCCAGUGUACCAGACGAACCCUGUUAUACCAUCUAAAAGAGCAAGAGAUGAUAGCUUAGGGGCAUCACCUCGCCAGGCACCUGGAGGUUUGCCUGUGUCGAGAGCGCAAACACCUGGCCAAGGCCCCUAUCCCGGUUACAAUCCCCAAGCCAAUGGCGCUCACUCAAUAACAAACACCCCGACGCCUUUUCAGCAUCUCCAAACCUCUGCCAAUGCUACACCUUCGCCUACUGUUCAACAGCUGAAUCAGUUCAAUCCGCCACCUGGGAAUCAACGCGUUUCGACGGCGUCGCCAAACCCCUUUUCACCCCAGCAUGGUCCACCUCAUGCCUCUCCUGGUCCAUCAGACCAUGCCGGCCGUGUUGGGACUCCUCACGACAAUCCGCAGAACUUCAUGCCCAACGGAGGGUUCCAACAAGGCUUCGGUCAACCUCAAUUUGGACAGAAUAUGAACAAUGUGAUGCCUCAGAUGGGAAUGAAUCCGCAGCCUAACAUGCCACAGCAACAUCCUGGCGUCUCUGCAGCACAGAGGAAUUAUCAGAUGCAACUUCAGGCACAAGCACGCCAGAUGCAGGCGCAAACACAAGCUCGUGGUAUGAAUGCCAUCCCUCCUAACUCGGGUCAGCCCAUGCCCAAUCCGCAGCUCCCUCAGGGACCUGGACAGUUCCAACCUCCUAAGCCGAACAAUCCUGAGGAGUUUCUGAGGGGCUUGCAAACAUUUAUGGCUUCUCGUGGCCGAGCAGUUGAUAUCAAUCCAGUUAUCUGUGGCAGGCCAAUACAACUAUUACGCCUGUACGCGGCGGUCGUCAAGAAUGGUGGCUCACAGAGAAUCUCUAAGAUGAACCAGUGGGGUGGCGUGGCGCAACAAUUUGGCUUCCCACCGCCGCAACUGAUGCAAGCUGCCCAGGAGCUGCAGGGAUAUUGGCACAACAAUCUGGCACCGUACGAGGCUGCCUGGCAAAUGAACCAACAGAAGCAAAGAAUGGCAGCACAAGCCGCUAUUCAAAAUCAGAAUCAGAGCCAGAGCCAGAGCCAGACUCAAAUGUCGCCGCCACGAGAGAUGAACAUCAACCAAGAUGCUCGACAUCAAAGAUCAUCCAGUGCCUCGAUGAACGGGCAAGCGCAGCACCAGGCGCAGCAGGCUGUGGCCAAUGGCCUCAUGCAGCCACCCCAUGGGCAGCAAGACCCUUCAGUGACUCCGCAACACCAACAGAACAUGUCCAGACAACAUGAUCCUCAGCAGAUGAACGCCAUUCAAGCUCAGUCGCACGGCCCAAUUCCGCAGAAACAGCCUCCAGCUGCUAUUGUUAAACCUGCAGAACCAGAAGUUGAUUACAGCAAACCACUGUCGAACCCGAUCGAGGACCCAUUCAAACCAGAGGCAUUGCCCAUGAGUCGAUACCAUGGCCCCAUCAACGUGGAAGAGAUGGUGGUGAUCGGGCAACACAUUGCGGACAUGAAGCCAAUAGUACCUGCGAUUCGAGAGAUGGGUCUAAUUGACAUCCACGCGAUAACAAUGUCAAUAAAAUCUGGAAUGCACGCAGAAACAAGACUCGCGCUGGAUAUUCUCACGAACCUCUCAACGGAGCCAGCGUUGCAGCUCUCAUUAGUUGAUUGCGACGAUUUAAUGGAUUCUUUGAUCGAUUGUGCUCAGGAAGAAGUCAAUUUCCUCAGUGAGCAUGCAACAGAAGUAUCUGACGAUAUGUUUCUUCCAUCAUACGAAGAGCUCAUUCGCUCUGUUAAAACAGAGAACGAGUCAUUACCGGACAUCCCUACAUUCGGGACUGUGGCCUACGAUCUAGAGCGAGCAGCCGAUCGAUUGAUUUGUAUCACGACUCUUAUCCGCAACUUCUCCUUCUACGAAGCCAAUUUUGGUGUCUUAGGCCAGCCAGAGGUUCUAAAAUUGCUCAGCCAAGUCAUCCGGUAUCUCGGAACCACUGAAAUGUUCUUGCGACAUCACCAAAAUGCUUUGGACUUCAUGAAAGAUGUGGUCAUUUUCCUCAGUAAUUUGUCGACCUCACUGCAGCUCCCCGGGAAAGAGGAGGCCUUUUGCAUUCUCCAUUUCCUUCUCGCCUUUGCGCCGACUCCGGGGCCAAUAACAAGCUCGGGUAAGAUAUCAUUCACCAUGUACACUCCGUCUUCGCACAAAUACCUACCUUCUGCGGUCGACAGCUUAGCCAAGCUAUUGGCUCGUGAUGAACCAAACCGAAUGUACUACAAAUCCAUUUUCGCUGCAGAUGCACACUCAACACAGCCACAUGAACUUUUGACCAGAAGCUUCGGCCUGGCUAUAUCACCUGUUCCAGCAAACUCGAACCAAACCAGAACAAUCAUCGAAGCCAGGAAGCCAUUCCUUCUUCAAGGGAUGCUAGCAGCCGAAAUACUUGCAAAUCUUGUCCCAGGAUCUGAACAACAGCUAGCUCGGAAAUGGUUAGAAUCCGAGGAUGGGUUUGCUGGCAACUUGUUGCGACUAGUAGGGUUGUUGAGUGCUGAUAGGACGACUCAGACCGCACCGAGACAGCCACAGCAGAAUAGCAGGCAUCCACAGGAAACCGAUGUCAACGGGUACGGAGCUAUUUCGAAUCGUGCCAUGGCAGUACUCAAGACGCUUGUCCAGAAAGCGCGAACCGUCGAUACCGAUGGAGCAACUGUGGUUCCACUGGGUGUCAUGCCCAAGAGAGAAAGUCUGCUGGGUGCCAUGAUACAAAAAGAUAUCGAUCCAGGGAUUCUUCGACAGUUAUGUGUAUAUGCUGCUCUGGAGGACUGA
This is a messenger RNA of Exophiala spinifera, 2946 nucleotides long. RefSeq lists its product as uncharacterized. Gene Ontology annotation, cellular component: nucleus; SWI/SNF complex. The record is from RefSeq and is a predicted model, not a curated record. Bases 1 to 2946 code for a protein of 981 amino acids. Gene Ontology annotation, biological process: regulation of transcription by RNA polymerase II. Lineage: Eukaryota; Fungi; Ascomycota; Eurotiomycetes; Chaetothyriales; Herpotrichiellaceae. The transcript has a single exon. Gene Ontology annotation, molecular function: transcription cis-regulatory region binding.